AUGACAUUCCCCCUCCCAAACCCCCUAUCCCAAAUCCCCCGACACCCACUACUAUACGCACAUCCCUCACCGCUGCACCCACUCCCAACCCUGACCAAACACUUCACCCGCAAAACCAGCCAAAGCAAAAUCCAAAUAACCCUACACACCAAACGCGAAGACCAAGCCUCCCCGCUCGCCAGCUCAGGCAAUAAAUACCGGAAACUCGAGUACAUAAUCCCGGAUAUCCUCUCUCCGACGCCGAAAUAUGGGGGUUUAGGAUCGGGUCCGGACCGGGGGAGUGCUGCACCACCAACAUCAAGCGUGGUCACGGACCCCAGGCCCAACUCCCAAAACACAACAACAUCAACGACAACAUCAAGCAAUACGAAAACAAAAACAACAACCCUAGUAACAGAAGGCGCCCUCCAAAGCAACCACACCGUCCAAGUCGCAGCCCUGGCGCGACACCUAGGUCUCGACGCAGUGGUGAUCCUCCAUAAAGCCACGGGAGGCGGGUGGGGGGCGUCGUCGGACCGCCGGGCGUUUGCGCGGACGGGCAACGUGCAGAUUGCGCGGUUGCUGGGGGCGGAUGUGAGGGUUGUGGAGGGGUCGAGUGUUGCUGCUGCUGCCUCGAAAUCAGCCUCUUCAACUGGUCCUGGUGCUUCGAGUGCAGCAACUCAAGACACUAGUGGUCAACAUGAACCACCGGAAGAGAAAAGAGAAGACCCCGUAGCCUCAACGCUCCACUCCCUACAGCAUAACGAGCAAAAGGUUCCCUACUGGAUCCCUUCAGGCGCGAGUCUUCACCCGCUCGGUGGACUGGGGUAUGCGCGCUGUGCGUUCGAGAUUGUGGCGCAGGAGGGGCAUCGGCAGAAUCAGGACCUGCCGGACUUGAACACGAACCUGCACUCGAUCUCGAAAGCGAAUGGGAAUGAAAAGCAAAGAAUGGACUAUAUCUUCGUCGCCUGCGGCAGCGGGAGUACGCUUGGCGGCUUGAUAGCCGGGUUCAAGCUUCUGGAGAAGAUGGAGAGGGAGAGCACAUCCACGACCACGCGACAACAACGACCUCCCCGAAAAAUCAUCGGCGUCCUAACCUCCCCCACCUCCCCAAAGUCCUACCACGAGGAGCGCGUGCUGCGGUUCGCGCGACAGGCCGCCGGGCUCAUCGGGCUGGAUCCGCUCGCGGACAUCACGCCGGCGGACGUGCGGCUGGAGGACCGGUUCGUGGGGACCGGGUACGGGGUCCUGGACGCCGAGACCAAGGCGGCGCUGGAGACGAUGGCGCGCACCGAGGGCGUGCUUGUGGAUCCCGUGUACACGGCCAAGGUGGCGCGGGCGAUGAUGCACUGGGUGCGGUCGGGCGAGUUGGAGGCGGACUGGCGAUGUUCGUUUAGCGGUGGGCUUGCGGAGGAGGAGGAUGAUGAUGAUGAUGAUGAUGAUGAUGGCAUCCAAAAAAGCGGGCCCGUCAAUGUGCUUUUUAUCCAUACCGGGGGCCAGUCGGCGUUGAGUGCGUAUGCGGACGUUGACUGA
Messenger RNA from Aspergillus homomorphus CBS 101889, 1512 nucleotides. RefSeq names its product 1-aminocyclopropane-1-carboxylate deaminase/D-cysteine desulfhydrase. The transcript has a single exon. Gene Ontology annotation, molecular function: D-cysteine desulfhydrase activity. NCBI's taxonomy places the organism in Eukaryota, Fungi, Ascomycota, Eurotiomycetes, Eurotiales, Aspergillaceae. The record is from RefSeq and is a predicted model, not a curated record. Bases 1 to 1512 code for a protein of 503 amino acids.